AGAAGAAGUAAACGGAAGUAAGCGUUGACCAAGAACAAUUUCCACGUUAGCGUUUUUGUUAGAUUCAUUAACACAAUGAAACUCAAACUAUGACUCAUUUAACUGCAUACCAUCACAUACUUGCCCCAGAUAGUCUUUAAUUUGCGUUGGAGACAAGACUUGGUUGAUAGAUGUUAGGUAACGCUAGCUAGCUAGUAACGUUAGCUGUUAACAAGGAUAACGGUAUGGUUUUUCACACUCAAAUAGCCUCCAUCAUGGAGGUGCUAGCGAAUGCAGCCGUGGCAGAGAUCUGUAAAAUCGUAGACGACGACUAUGCAGUGUUUCGUUUGGAAAUUUCCCAAAGCCAGAAAGAAAACAGGACAUUGCGGAGGAAACUACAGCUAAUAGAACUGAAGGUAUCACGGGAGCGCGCAGAGAGGAGAGCGCGUCCUCGCCAGUCGUCCUAGUAGUGUCAAGAUCAUUGACCGAUACAGAGGAAUGGCAAGAGGUGGAGGCCACAGGAACUUUGUGAUGCCAGCAGGACACAGUACAUGGAGCGAUGACCAACCAAUCACUGUUGAUGAGGGGAGUGGAACCUCAACCCAGCAUGUUAUCAUGAUAGAGUCUGCAGAGGCAGCAGGUCCUGGGGUCAAGCUGGAGAGGUCUGAAGGAGAAGAAGACCCACGGCACAGCAGAGACAUCCAGACUGGAGCAGCUGGAGUGCCCCCUGUAGCCACAGAGGACCCCACCCCAGCACAGCCCAGGACCCAACGCAGCAUCACGGAGGUCAGUGGAACGCAGAACGUCUUCCUCAAGUCAGAAACAGAUAUCGAGACUUUAACGGGGCUGGGUCGACUGGGUUGUCCUCCUGCUCCCCACUCAGAGCAUUUACUUUAUGGUAACACGAGCCCGAGGACAGUUUUGUCUCAUCAAGACCCAAGUGACACGUUACAGACUGGCAAUGAUCCAUCCUGUUCAUACUCUACAGGGACAGAGAUUAUACCUGGUGACAUGCCUGUGGGCUUAGAGUUACACAUUGAUCUGUCUAGAGGGGACUGGAACCGGUACAGUAGUAGUGUACACUCUGAAGGGUUACUAGAUAAGAAAGGGGAGGGUCUGGUCGUAGAUGAGGUAAAAGUGGAGGGCGACAUUCCUCUGACAUGGAAUGCAGACGAGACUCGGUUAGAAGGACACUCGCAGGGCAACACCAGUGACUUCGUAGACUACAGGGAAAGCUUAGAGACUAAUCUAAAUGUUGCAACCAACUCCCCUUUACAUGCGUUCAGGGAUCGCGACCCAGUGUCUAAGUCGAUGGCACCUUCCGAUUCACACGGCCGCAACCUUUUCGAUCAGGUAUUAAACUCAAACGACAGGGCUAGAGCCCAGACUCAGGGUGGGGGAGCAAUAUCAGGCAAUAGUAAAGAUAAACGGUUCCUCUGCAUGUUCUGUAACAAAGGUUUCAGCUGCUCCCAGAAGGUGGAGGUCCACCAGAGGAUCCACACAGGGGUGAAACCCUUCAGCUGUACCCAGUGUCACAUGUGCUUCACCCAAGCUGGCACCCUGAAGAGGCAUCAUAGGGUCCACACAGGAGAGAAACCCUUCAGCUGUACCCAGUGUCACAUGCGCUUCGCCCAGGCUGGUGACUUGAAGAGGCACCAGAGGGUCCACACGGGAGAGAGGCCCUUCGCCUGUAUGCACUGCAGGAGGAGGUUCUCAGAGAGGGGUUGCCUCAGGACACACCAGCAGAAAAACCAUUCCACUGUAUAACAUAGAAAGUAAAAAUUCCACCCGACUUCCACCUGACUUUUAGAUCAAACCCUGCAUUAAAGACAAAGAUUUAUUGUCAUUGUUGUCUGAAGAAAAGAUCCACAGAUGAAUUUGGAAUAAUGAGAGUAACAGAUUUCAGUGUUCAAUAUUACUGGGUAGAAUAUUGCAUCCAGCCAUUGUGUGAUAUAUAAGCCUAAAAAGUAUGUUACAUAUUGUGUUUGUACUGUGUAGGCUAUAUGAAUUUCACAAAUGCCUUUUUCAUUCCUUUCAACUUCCUUUCAACAACUUAAUUUUUUCCCCCCAAGACACUUGAAUGAAUGCAGAUGUUUUUGUUGAUGUGUAUGUGUGGUUUUCAUAUUAUAUAUUUAACACUUGUUUAUGUUUAAUAAACACAAAGUGUGACUUUUCAUUCUAA
Messenger RNA from Salvelinus namaycush (lake trout), 2161 nucleotides. RefSeq names its product zinc finger protein 184-like. Bases 478 to 1746 code for a protein of 422 amino acids. Gene Ontology annotation, cellular component: nucleus. The record is from RefSeq and is a predicted model, not a curated record. NCBI's taxonomy places the organism in Eukaryota, Metazoa, Chordata, Actinopteri, Salmoniformes, Salmonidae. The transcript is spliced from 3 exons.